GAUGAAGGUGUUAAGUUUACAGACGGUCCCUGAGCAGGUGGGCGUUUCUGUUUGUUGCUCUUCCAGAAAAGACAGUGGGAUCUGAAUCAGAGAGCAGCAAUCACUGCUGGGGAGAACUGCAGCAGAGUGAUGCUCAUAUGACCCGGCUUGGACGGAGAAGGAGGACAAAUGGAAGGCUCUUACUUCUCUGCUGUCCCGGCUGCUGGGAAUGAGCGCGACACAAGCCUGGACGUCUUGAGUUUCCUGGACACCCUGAGGACGGACAAUGGGACGGUGGAGCAGUGUUACAGCACCCGGUCCCACAGCACCGUCCUGCAGGGCCUGCCGUUCGGGGGCGUGCCCACUGUCCUCGCCAUCAACUUCGUCCUCUGGCUGGUGCUGCUCCUAGUGUUCUCGUGCCUGCGGAAAGCAGCAUGGGAUUAUGGACGGUUGGCAUUGAUAAUGGACAAUGACAGCCUCACAUCUCUGUUCUAUGGAGAGCCGAGCGAGAAGGAGAAAUCGCCUCCCCCCUCUGAAUCCAGUCCCUCGGACAUGGAGACUAAAGAUGUGGGCUUCUGUUCUUGGCUUUCGUCGAUCUAUCACAUGAGAGAUGAAGAGAUUCAGAGUAAAUGCGGGAUAGAUGCCACUAUCUACCUCUCGUUCCAGCGGCACAUCCUGGUCCUCAUGGUUAUUGUCUGUGCCCUCUCCAUCGCCGUCAUCCUGCCUGUAAACUUCUCCGGAAACCUGCUGGGAGACAGACCUCAGCAUUUUGGAAGGAUGACUAUAGCUAAUGUUCCUGCACAGGAUCGCUUCCUGUGGCUGCACAGUGUUUUCGCGUUGCUGUAUUUUAUUAUCACCGUGCUCUGCAUGGCGCACCACUCAGUGCAGCUGGAGUACAAAGAGGAUGAGAAGGUGGCGAGAACGCUGAUGAUCACGUCAAUUCCCAAGGAGAUCUCCGACACGGGGCUCAUCGUGAAGCACUUCCACGAAGCUUACCCAAGCUGCACAGUGAACGAUGUGCAUUUCUGUUAUGAUGUUCGGAAGCUGAUGAAGCUUGAUGCUGAAAGGCGCAAGGCAAUGAAGGGACGGCUGUACUUCACAGGGAAGGCUCAGAAAGAAGGGAAGGUUAUGAUCAAAAGCCACCCCUGCGCUCAGAUCUUCUGCUGUGACGCCUGUGGGUUUGAACAGGUGGAUGCAGAGCAGUAUUACAGCGAGCUGGAAGAAAAGCUUACUGAUGAGUUCAAUGCUGAGAAGAACCGCAUUGCCCUUAAAAGACUGGACAUGGCCUUCAUCACCUUUCAGGACGAGAGGAUGACUGCAAUCAUUGUAAAGGAUUAUGGCCGGACUCCGUGUCGCAGGAAGUUGCAGCAGUCCAGCAUAACCACCGUUGUCAAGUCCCACCAGUGGGGGGUACAGUAUGCUCCAGCACCCACUGACAUCAUUUGGGAAAAUCUGUCCGUGCGAGGCUCCAGGUGGUGGGUGCGCUGUGUCCUCUUCAACAUCUGCCUCUUCAUCCUGCUCUUCUUCCUCACCACUCCAGCCAUCAUCGUCAACACCAUGGACAAGUUCAACGUGACCCGGCCCAUCGAGAGCCUCAGGAACCCGCUUGUGACCCAGUUCUUUCCGACACUGCUGCUGUGGGCGUUCUCGGUCUUCCUCCCGUUCAUCGUUUACUACUCUGCCUUCUUCGAAUCUCACUGGACCAGGUCAAGCGAGAAUCAGUUAACAAUGCAUAAGUGCUAUUUCUUCUUGGUGUUUAUGGUGAUCAUCUUGCCUUCGCUUGGUCUCUCCAGCUUGGAUUUGUUUUUUCGAUGGCUCUUUGACAUUCACUUUCUAGAUGAGGCUGACAUCAAAUUUCAGUGUGUGUUCCUGCCUGAUAACGGUGCUUUCUUUGUGAACUAUGUGAUCACAUCAAGUCUGAUUGGCACAGCCAUGGAGCUGCUGAGGAUCCCGGGGCUCGCUGUGUACGCUACUCGGCUGUGUUUCGCCAAGUCUGAAGCCGAGCGCAUUCAUGUGAAAAGGAACCAAGCCUACGAGUUUCAGUUUGGCUUGGAGUACGCCUGGACGAUGUGCAUUUUCGCAGUAAGCAUGACCUACAGCAUCACCUGCCCCAUCAUCGUUCCCUUUGGACUCGUCUACAUGAUCCUGAAGCACCUGGUGGAUCGCUACAACAUCUACUAUGCUUACAUCCCAACAAAGCUAAAUCAGCGCAUUCAUUCUGCAGCCAUCAGCCAGGUCAUCAUAGCUCCAAUCCUCUGCAUGUUCUGGCUGCUGUUCUUCUCAGUGCUCAGAUUAGGACCAGUUCAUCCCAUCACACUGUUCACCUUUGUGGCUCUGCUGUUUUGUAUCGCCGUCUCUCUCUUUGGGUUCUGUUUGAAGAGACUCCAUCCAAAGAAACCCACAAGCUACCAGAUGUCGGAUCAGCAGACCGAAGGGGUUUUUAACGACAACGAAAGAAGCAGCGUGUCCUCCACCCCAAACUCCAACGUUUUUGUAGCCUCGGUGCUUCAAGAUCCUGAGCUGGGACUCACGCCCAUGCCAUCGCCGGCACACCAGAGCUACGGCACCAUGGAGAACAGGAUCGAGACGCUCAGCAAGGAAGAGGAGACCCGUCCAGAGGCCUUUGAAUCGGAACUUGAGAACCGGCAGUACUUCUCCAGCGGACCCCUGGUCGACAGCGAUAUUGGGUACCAUUAAGAGGGAUCUCCACAAGGAUCCAGAGUUCAUAUCACUGAAGAAGAAUUGUGCUGCAUUUACCCACAGCUUAGAGGAAAGCCUUCACCUGGUUUCAUCCUCUACGUCCUUGCUAUUGUCACCAGUGUUGCAACAGAAGCAGAAGCAGCUUGCAUGACACAGUCCCUCUCUCCCGUAUGUUCAGCACACAGCUUGUGAUGUGCUUCAAUGUGUAAAGGUCACUUAAGCAGGAUGCACAAACAAAAGGAUGCAGGUGUUAAUCAUCAAUUUUAGAGAAUAACUAAUAUGCUGCUUACAGUAGCUGUUCUGUAAGAUCAAGGCAAUGCUACUUAGCUAUUCUGUAAUUUCCCAUUGGGUAUUUCUGCUUCAUUUACAGUCAGACCAGACUGGCAUUGCAUUUGAAGUGAUAUUUUCUGUUAUGGCUUGGCAUUGAUCUGUAUUAUUUACAGCUUACCAAAUCGUUUUUUGUAGACAGGCUGAUAUGUGUUUUGUCACAGGCGAGCCUCAGUCAAUUGGACAGGCUUGGCAAACACUGUUUGUAAUAGAGGACACCAGUCGGGUGUGUCAGGGGCCUUGGCAUUGCUCGAUUGGGAAGGCCACUCAAGAUCCACUGCUCCUCCAACCAGGACUGACCACCAUCUGCCUUCUCCGGACACCGACUUCUAAAACGGACAGUCUAUUGCACGUGGAAAUCAUUUUAAUCCUCUUGUUCAUGGUGUUCCGGCCUUCAGGCUGAAGUGAGAAAAAAAAAAAAAAGAUUUGAUUUGAAGAUUUGAUGAAGGACAGCAUUUAAAUAUUCACUACCGUUUUGUGCAGGCAGUGGUGGAGAAUUCCUAUCUCUCACCUCUAAAGAAAUUGUAAUUAAGAUUACAGGGCUAAACGUGAUUCAGUUAGAGAUUAGCGCCUUUGUAAAAGACUCUAUCUAUGACAGAUAAACUAGAGAACAGUGUAAUACAUGCAGAGUUAAAAAUAGGACCUCUGAUUACUAUCUCAAUUACUGUCUGUCUUGCUUCAAGGUGUUUUUUUUUUUUUUCAUAAUAUAAUGCAGCCUUUAUACAGUGAUACCUUUUAAGAGUUUAGCAGCAUGCAACCUCGAUGCAGAUAAAGUGUAAUCCUAAAUGUUUGUUAUAUGAGAGUAAAGAAUGGGGUUCUUUGGUUCGGUUUUAUGGCAAAGCUUGAAACAGUGAUUGCUCUAGACAGGACUAGAAAGAGGGAGUGCUGUAGAUAUCUAUCUAUGGAGGUGUCCCUGUACAUAGGCUUUUAUAUAUACUAGGUUUACAUGCUUUUCAGUGUCAAGGUGUAUAAUUGCCUGUACUUUGCUGUCGAAACAGGCAUGGAGUAUGUUGCGAUCCUGCCAUUUUUUUCCUGUAGCGUUUUGUGAUCUCUUUCUAGUGCAAGAGUGGAGGUCUUCCUUGUAUACGAUAAAAGAAAAGGUGUUGUGUAAUAAUGUUUCCUGUACGCUGUUGCUGUGCCUUGGAAUAAUCUCCUUUACUGACAAUCCAGCAUGGCCUGGGAUAUGCUGCAUGGAUUGAAACUCGGAAUGAGGAGUAUGUGGGUAAAAACAAUGUUAACCCUUUACUGUCCUGGGUAUGUUCCCACACCUGUUUUGAAUGCCUAUUUUCUCAAUGCCAAAUAUAUUGGACACUGGGCAGCAAUGGUUACAAGUGUCCUCAUGCACAGAAAAACAUGUGUUCAGUUUUCUAAAAGCAUUAAUAUCCUUAUAUGCAGUAACUGUCCCUCCAAUCUGUUAUAUAGCAGGUAAUGACUUCUGCGUCCAACAUUAAUGCUUAGUUAGGAGCUUCUUCUGCAUUUCUGCUCUCAGUGGGAUGUGCUGGGGUCAUGGGCUCAUACAGCAUGUCUGGUUAAAUAUUGACAUAAAACAGGGGAUUGGUGCAGGUUGUGAAGUAGCUUUGUUGGUUUGUUUUUAUUAAUGAAUGUAUUCCAAAAUAUGCCAUCGUAAACUCUGUACUAAUAAUAUUCAUCGUGCACCUGUUACUACACCACGAAAUAACCUCAGACUUGAGCAGCUGGUUUCACAGAGCCUGACUCACACUAGUCUUGGAUUACCUUACCUAAGAUAACAUUAGGCAGUCCAAGAUUAGUGCAAAUCGGGGUCUGUGAAACCAGCCAUGAAAGGGGGCUGCUAAAAUAAACACCUGCAUAAAAGGAAUCUCCUGAAGAAACCUGACAUUGCCUUUCUAAUAUAGCGUUACAGAUUGACCCUAAAAGUGUGAUUGUCUUUCACAAAUUCACAGAAGACCGCCCCAGUUUCAUUUUAAAGACGAUGUAUUGCUAUGUUCAACAGAAUGCAGUCUGUUAUUUUCCUGCUGGCUACAGUGUGUUUUUUACAGAAUGUAUACGCAGCUUUAAAAUAAGUUUGAGUUGAAUUGACCUAUUUUGAGCUGAAAUAUGGCCUUGGCUCCCUCAGCACGAUCCUUCAGGCCAAAUAUUAAACUAGAACUUUUAAACUAAACCAUAUUGGAUUUCAAUUAGAGUUCAAUGUGGCACUUUUUCUAAUGGUUUAAAAUAUUUGUUGUCAUUAUAACCUAAAUAUGGCUUUUACAAAGAGUAGAAUGGGAUGUGUAUAUGAUUUUUUAAUGAGUGGGUUGGUUUUAAGAGUCUCUAAGAAAUUCUGUAUAUUUCAUUAAAACAUUAACAGUUU
Polyodon spathula (Mississippi paddlefish) is the source of this 5335-nucleotide messenger RNA. RefSeq names its product calcium permeable stress-gated cation channel 1-like. The transcript has 22 exons. The record is from RefSeq and is a predicted model, not a curated record. Gene Ontology annotation, molecular function: calcium-activated cation channel activity. Lineage: Eukaryota; Metazoa; Chordata; Actinopteri; Acipenseriformes; Polyodontidae. Gene Ontology annotation, cellular component: plasma membrane. Bases 169 to 2676 code for a protein of 835 amino acids.